This is a messenger RNA of Capsicum annuum, 512 nucleotides long. RefSeq lists its product as uncharacterized. Gene Ontology annotation, biological process: regulation of transcription by RNA polymerase II. Gene Ontology annotation, cellular component: core mediator complex; mediator complex. Gene Ontology annotation, molecular function: transcription coregulator activity. The coding region runs from base 99 to 512 and encodes 137 amino acids. The transcript has 4 exons. The record is from RefSeq and is a predicted model, not a curated record. Lineage: Eukaryota; Viridiplantae; Streptophyta; Magnoliopsida; Solanales; Solanaceae.
GAUUAGGCCAGUUUUGCAAAACUGUAUUCCUCUAUCGGAACUUUUGGUUACUACAAAACGGAGGGUGAGAAAAAGGAGAAUUAGUUAGUGUUUAGGGAAUGGCGAAUCCAAACACGAUGAAUCACCAUUUGGCUCAGAAUAGAUAUUUUGAAGAUGAAGCUUUUAUUGGCUACUUGAAAUAUCUUCAAUACUGGCAACGACCUGAGUACAUAAAGUUUAUAAUGUACCCACACUGCCUAUUCUUUCUCGAGCUUCUCCAAAAUCCAGCAUUUCAUAAUGCAAUGGCGCAUCCCGCCAACAAGGUAAAAAGUUGUCUCAUGUGUUAUUGUUGUUUCCUUCUCCACUUUUUAAUUGUCAAGGUGUUCAACAAAAAACUAGCACACAAUUAUUUGAAAAUUAAGCUGACAGAACUUUGGAAGCCAUCUGAGCCACUGACCCUGAUCGACCUUGGAAAUGAUUUCUACAUUGCCAAGUUUAACAACCCUGAUAAUAUGCAAAAGGAACUACACUGA